GGAGAAAGAACCCAUGACAGUUUUUCUCUGGAACUUUCUGACCCUGAAUUCAAAUGUCGUGCCCAUCAAACGCUUUCGGGUACAACGGCAGUUAUUGCGCAUGCGAGCCGGGAUACUGGCGGCAGCAUAACGGGAGCUGCGCUCUGUUCUCCGGCGGCGGCAGUGACUGGAUCACCAGCUCAGGCGUCGGCUCCUCUUCCACCGUCUUCAGUACUGUGCUUCCCUUGGAGAACAUUCGGCGCUUUACCCAGUCUCAGGCCGUGCUGCUCGAGGCCACGCUGGCGCUCCUCCUCGUCUGGCUAUUUUUCUGCUUCCUAAUUCGCUUCGCUCCGCUCCGCAGUGGCCGCAAUUCGGUCUGGUUUCGUUUACGCUGGUGGAUUAGCCGAUUUGAUUUCUUCUUCUCUACCGAGCAUUGGCUGGAUGACAACAAGGUGGUAGUUAAGCGGAAAACAGAGCUGGGUGGAACAUUUUCUGUGGCUAGCUGGAUACUCUUUGUUGGGUUAUUUUCUGCAUUGCUGUAUCAGAUGAUUACCAAGAGAAGUAUUGAGGUUCACCGACUCAUACCAGCUAAUUUACCAGAUUUACAAUCAUUUGUAAAUGAUCUGGAAUUCAAUAUCACAAUAUUUUCCAGUAUGAGCUGUUCCCAAUUACGUGGCCUUGAUACAUUGGUGAUUGGAACUCCUGGCACCAUUGAGUAUAGAGUCCUUUCUUUGUCAACUUAUGUAGAUUAUCAAUGUAAAAACACAAGCAGUGGUCCAACUAUUUCUCUUAAAUGCACUAGUUGUCAGAUUCCACGAAGAAAUCACUAUAUUUCAUGGCAGUUUGUUGAUAUACCUAAUGCUCCUGCCAUGGCUGUUGGUUUUCAAUUCAAUAUUUCCUCGAAGGACCAUAAUAAUGAGAAGCAUAUAAGCUUUGUAAGCGGCAUACUGAUAACGCACAAUCAUACCAAUGACAAACCUCGUACCUUUAGAGGAGCUGACUUGAAUAUUCUAGAAGUUCAUUUGUUUCCUCAGAUAUAUAAAAACUUACAUGAUCUGAAGCUCAUCAAGCCUUUGGUUCAUGACUUUGUUUCGGGUUCAUCUUUUUCUGAGGUUGCUGAACUUCAAGCUUCUCUUCUGAAUCCUAAGGAUGGUUUGAUCAAUACAACAUUGCGAGUCAGCUAUCUUUCAGAUUAUAUGGUAGAGAUUGACAAAGAAAAUGUAAUGGGGCCUGUUGGUUUUCUUGCCAACGUUGGUGGCAUUUAUUCAGUUAGCAUUGCAAUUUUUCUCUACCUCCUAGUGCAGUGUGAAGCCAGGAUCAAGAAAUUGCGUAAUGAGGAUAAUCUCCUGAGAAAAAUUAAGAGUCAAAGACGUGCCCAGUGUAACUGGGAGAAGUUAAGGAAAUAUGUCAUAUAUACCUGGCAUCCUAGCAUCUUGAAUGACAAGAACAGCAAUAAUAAUCAGAACAGUCUGAUGCUAAAUUCUUGUUGUGGAGUUAGAUCAUUGCACAGGAAGCAACUGAGUAGAGGGGGCUCUCUACCUAUUGACAAAUUGUUUCUGAACUCUAAUGAAGCGAUAUUACCAUAGACUAUUGCAUGGUUGCUGAUUAUGAAUAGAGUUCAUGAACGCCAUGGGGUUGAUGCAUGAAUGUUUCUGAAGGCUUCAACCAAAUCAGCCAACAAAGUUGAUUCUAAGGUACAUACAUUUAUAUUUUUGGUGUUCAUUUAAGUGAUGCUUGAUUUUCAGCAAUUAGAAUGCAAUGUAAAGGGAAUAUCCCUACAAUGUAAAUUUGAUCAACUCCACUGGAUGAUAUUUUGUAAUGAAAUUAAACUAGUUAAGUACUUCAACUUUGAACCGAACACAUAAUUUACUUUAUCUGCAACCUUUAAUGAAUUCUAGCUAUUUCUAAGAUUACAAUUCAGAAUUAUGUAUUCUUCUGGUUUUUGUAGAAGUAAUCUCAAUCACUUUCGAUAGCACUUAAAAAUUGUUCUAACCAAUAUCCCAGCAAGCCUAGUUUUCUAAUCAUUCUCUCUCUUCUGAACGGGUUGCAUCUUUUGUGUUAUUGUCCGGUGUC
This is a messenger RNA of Phalaenopsis equestris, 2052 nucleotides long. RefSeq lists its product as uncharacterized. The coding region runs from base 54 to 1565 and encodes 503 amino acids. The record is from RefSeq and is a predicted model, not a curated record. The transcript has 7 exons. NCBI's taxonomy places the organism in Eukaryota, Viridiplantae, Streptophyta, Magnoliopsida, Asparagales, Orchidaceae.